This is a messenger RNA of Klebsormidium nitens, 1079 nucleotides long. The record is from the annotation of a GenBank genome assembly. Lineage: Eukaryota; Viridiplantae; Streptophyta; Klebsormidiophyceae; Klebsormidiales; Klebsormidiaceae.
AAAACGGCCAAAAUCAGCCUCGAAUUCCCCCUCGAGAUCAUCGAGCAGUCGACUGUCGGAUUGUCAUGUUGGAAUCAGCAUAAAUAAUCUGCUUUCCCGGUCGAAUUGUCGGGAAAAAUUGUAUGACGGUCUGGUGUGUGUUUGCGUGCCUUUACAACACUGUCAAGGUCAACAGCCUUGAACAGGAAGGGCGCUUGCACCAAGAAGGGCGGAGACUCUGGUGAACUCGGGACCCUGAGGCUGUAGGCAGUGAAGCAUAGAUCUGUCUGAAUUCUCAGCAUUUCUCCCCUCAUCCUCUAGGCUCUAGUGGCAGAAAUAGGUAUUACUUGUAAGAGUGUGCUGACUCGAUCAAUUCUGAGCUCACAAUUCCCAAUAGCUGGCCAGAGGGUUGACAGGCACUUUCAGCUUUGAUCCAGAUUGUGCAUAGGCAGAAAUUAGUAAAAAGGCUCCGUCAGAAAUCUGCUUAGGUUUACGAAGAGUUCUGCAUCCGCCAAAAUGAGUAUUGGAGCAAAAUUGGUCGGCUUUUGGAACUCGCCAGUGGGUCCAAAGACAAUUCAUUUCUGGGCACCCACAUUCAAAUGGGGCAUCAGCCUGGCCAACGUUGCUGACAUGAGCAAACCUGUCGAGAAGAUAUCGUACCCACAGCAGACAGCCAUCACCGCUACGGGUGUCAUCUGGACCAGAUACUCAACACAAAUCAUUCCUGUCAAUUAUAACCUGAUGACAGUGAACAUGUUCAUGGCUGCUACAGGCCUUUAUCAAUUGGGGCGAAAGUUAAAGGCUGAGUAUAUGGACACGCCGGAAACAGCUGUAACAUUGCCCAAAGCCACUUAAUAGAACAACCCGCAACCAAUUUGUCCUUAGAAGCUCGCUGCCCGAGUUGUUGAUUAGGUUCUUAUUUCGGAUCACGAUUUUAAGCCGUGUCCUGAACGUCCUCACUGCUGCAUGCUUUGACGUUUGCGAAGGCUGGCUGCCACAAUAGAAAGAUAAAUUUGCGAAGCAUGUGCGUGCCACAAACAUGUCAAAUCAGGUGCAUGCGGUGGCCUAAUUGUCGGGGGCGCUGAUCAAUCAACUACAAC